AUAUCCUAUAAAUAUGCCCUCGACGGUCAUCCCAGCUGGUCCUUCACGACCAAUAAUGUGUUGGAUUUCCCGCAUAAUCUCUCUCCCACCAUUGAGCCGUUGAUGGGGUUCAUUUGUAAUCGGUUGGCCACUCCGUGCAAGGCCCCUCAGGAGACGGUGGAUGCGUGUUGGGCCGCGGAGCAGCAGGUGAUGUUGACGGGGAGAGUGGGACAGGAUGCGGCGGAUUUGUGGAAUGAGUUGAUUGCGAGUGCUUAG
Molecule: messenger RNA, 255 nt
Organism: Aspergillus ibericus CBS 121593
Lineage: Eukaryota; Fungi; Ascomycota; Eurotiomycetes; Eurotiales; Aspergillaceae
Exons: 1
Source: RefSeq, a predicted model, not a curated record